AUGGCGUCCACGUCCGCCAACGUCGCCGCCGCGAUCGAGUUCUGGUACAGCCCGGGAUCGUGCUCGGUGGCGGGCCACGUCCUGCUGCACGAGUCCAAUCUGCGCUUCGUAUCGCACACUGUGCCGCGGGGCUACGAGCCCAACAGCCUCCCCGCGAGCUACACGUCGGUCAACCCGCGCAAGCUGAUCCCGGCCCUCUCGGUCGACGGAGAGAUCAUCACCGAGCUGCCCGCCAUCCUCGUCACCGUCGCCUACCUCUCCCACCACCCGGAAUGGGUAGAGGGCUCCUCAUCGGCGGGGCUGAUCGCGGGCAGGGCAAAGGUUUACGAGUGGCUCGGCUUCCUCUCGUCGCACGUCCACGCCACUGCGUUUGCGGCCUUUUUCCGGCCCUACCGCUUCACCGACCGGGAAGACGUCCGACCCGUCGUCAAGCAAAAGGGCAGGCAGACUAUCUUCGACGCGCUGGCCGACAUCGAAGCUCGCCUGCCCGCCCAACCCGGCUUUGUCGUCGCCGGCGCCUUUUCCGUCGUGGACCCCUUUGUCUAUCUCAUCGCUAGGUGGGCCGAACUCGUCGAGACCGGAGCCCUGCACCGUUUCCCCAGGCUGCAGGUGUUUGCUCGCAUGAUGGAGCAGCGCGAGGCUACCACCAAGGCCCUCGAGAGCGAAGGCAUCCCGCCCCUGUUUCAACAGUAG
Messenger RNA from Pseudozyma flocculosa PF-1, 693 nucleotides. RefSeq lists its product as uncharacterized. The record is from RefSeq and is a predicted model, not a curated record. The coding region runs from base 1 to 693 and encodes 230 amino acids. The transcript has a single exon. NCBI's taxonomy places the organism in Eukaryota, Fungi, Basidiomycota, Ustilaginomycetes, Ustilaginales, Ustilaginaceae.